UAUUAUAAAUCACUUAUUUUAAUAAUAAAUUAUAUGUUCAUUGUAGAACCAUAAAUAUAAAUACAUUUAUUACUUACCUGUGCUUGAUUGUGUUUACUUAAAGUUAAAUCAACAUGUCUGGUAACGAUGAAUAUGUUGAUGUUAUGACAUCCAGUCCACCUCUUACAACUAAGACAACCUUACAAAGUUCAGGAAUGAAGAAAAAAAAAGUAAGAAAUAAUAAAGACAAUCCUGGAUCAAGUGAUGAAGAACGAUGGUUAAAAGCAAUAGAAACGGGUAAAUUGGACGAAGUUGACGAUGAAUUAAAGAAAAUUACAAAAAAGGAUCCAAAAAUGAUGACUGCUAGACAAAGAGCAAUGUUUGACAGAAAAUCUGAUAAGGAAUUCACUGAAGAACUGGUUGCAUUGCCUUCUGGAUACCGGGAAAAGAUAUUAACUCCAGAAAUGUUGCAAAAAAAAGCUAUUAAAUCACAAAAAAGAAAACAACAAGCAGACGAAAAAAGGGAAAAAGAUAAAAAACGUACCAUGGAAAGAUUGUUGAAAAAACAUGAAAGCAAAUCUAAAAUAAAUGCUAAAGGCCGAAUGGCAAGAAAGACUGUUAAUAAUAUUAUUUACAUUAGUAAAAAUGACGAAGUAAAUCUACUAUUUCCAGAAGGAGUUGAAUUUCCUCUCAAAAAAUCUUUAAUUAAACCUCCACCUGCUCAACAAAUGUGUGGGGUAGAUGGCUGUGAAAAUCCUAAGAAAUAUUCAUGUUCUCGAACUGGUUUACCAUUAUGUAGCCUACAAUGUUACAAUGAAAAUCAAUUAAAUAUUUGGAACACUGUAUGCUGAUUAAGCAUCUUUCAUAUUUUAUGAUGGUCUGGUUGGUGGUAUCAAUUUUCUUAAUUCGGAGUCAAUUUUGCGGUCAACCAACACUUUGAUCACAAAUUCACCUUGUUGAAAUGGUUUGAAGGUAGCUGGUACUAUAACAUAGCUAUUUAAAGUAGACACUACAAAUGUUUCUGAGAUCACUUGUUUUGCCUUGAAUUUUCCUGAACUACCUUCUGGUUCAGUACACAAAAAAAACUCAGCUCCUAAUGUUUCUUUUUGUUCAAAAUCAUUCUAAAAAAUAUGUGUGUAAUAUGAUAAUUUCAAAAUUUAAUAAUAAUAAUUAA
Molecule: messenger RNA, 1153 nt
Organism: Diuraphis noxia (Russian wheat aphid)
Lineage: Eukaryota; Metazoa; Arthropoda; Insecta; Hemiptera; Aphididae
Product: INO80 complex subunit B
Biological process (GO): chromatin remodeling
Cellular component (GO): Ino80 complex
Source: RefSeq, a predicted model, not a curated record